Molecule: messenger RNA, 1096 nt
Organism: Branchiostoma belcheri (Belcher's lancelet)
Lineage: Eukaryota; Metazoa; Chordata; Leptocardii; Amphioxiformes; Branchiostomatidae
Product: protein CLN8-like
Exons: 1
Coding region: 23-901 (292 amino acids)
Biological process (GO): lipid homeostasis
Cellular component (GO): endoplasmic reticulum; membrane
Source: RefSeq, a predicted model, not a curated record
GAUAUGGGACCCUGAAAUUCACAUGACCAUUUCACCUGCAUUUCAGCCCAGUCAAGCCAAAGCCAUGGGUCUACUCGGUGCCAUCAACCCUUCCUGGGAAGACAUCGACUACAACCAGUUGCAUGUCAAGCUCAAGAUCAUCGCCGGUUCCUUCUUCUUCUUUGCCUUUGUCUACCUCCUGUGCCACAUCCUGUCUUCAUUCCUCAAGACAUACAACGGCCUGCGUCUGAAGGAGAGGAUCUUCUGGAACCUGGCGAUCGUGCGGGCGACGUUCGGCGUGUUCUGUACCGUGGUGGGGAUCUGGGCGCUGUGGUGGGACCAGGAGCUGAAGAAGGAUGUCGUGUUCGCCACCACACCCACCAGCUUCUUCGCCAUCUGUACCACGAUUGGCUUCUUCCUGUUCGAGUGCUCGACCCUCCUGCUGUCCGACAUCAUCUUCCGCAAGGUCAGCAUCCUGCUCAACCUGCACCACUGGCUGUCGCUGGUCGGCUACUCCCUCAUCCUGUGGGUCGGCAGCACGCACUACUUCGCCACCAACGGGCUGAUCCUGGAGAUGAGCACGCCGUUUUCGGCGCUGUGUUGGGUGCUGCUGAAGUGCGGGCGGGCCGACACGCGGACCUGGUGGCUCAACCAGUGCGUGCUGGUCCACACCUUCCACCUGCGCUCUGUGCUGGAGGCCUUCUUCUGGAUGGAGACUUACCGGCACUGGGACCACAUCUGGGCGGACAUGCCGGCCUCCAUGUUUAUCUCGUUCUACACGGAGCUGACCCUGGUGUCCUUCGUCAUGACCCCCUACUGGACCUACAAGAAGUCUGCGCAGCUCUUCAACCCCAUCGACUGGAACUUCCAGGACGCAGAGAAGACCAAAAACACCAACGGGGCGGCAAAGAAGGAGAAGUAACACAGUCUGUUCCAUCCAAAAAUCAUCAUGCAAAUGUGAGAACAGGGGAGAUGCAAUGUUUUACUUGAGGCCAAUACUGCAAUAAUGUAUCAACGUCGCCCAAUUUUCCUCUAGUGAAGAGGGCUGGGUGGAAUAGAUAGAAACGGUAGGAUUUAUAUGCUUUUAGGUAGGCAUUUUCAGAAAUACAUGUAUGAA